AUGUCUUCUUUAAGAGCUCGAAAACAAAUCGACUACAGCAAGUUUGAUGUGGUAGAAGACGCCAGUGAUGAUGACUUUCAGGAAACGUCACAAGGUAAAAAAACAAAAUCAACAUCCCGCAAAGGGAAGGAAAAGAAGGAAACUCUAUCGAAAAAUGCUACACCAGCAACCAACAACUUAGCAAGCCCUAACAAACCUAGAUUAUCGCGUUCCGAAAAAAUGUUCCAGCGAGACUUGGAAGCGGCAAUUAAAGCCUCUCAAGAUUCAACAGGAGAAAGUAAAAAUGAAAGUGGGGAAUUAGUUUCGGAGAAUUUAGAGGACGACGAAGAAGCAGCUGCUGACUCAGUUCACGAAGAUGAAGCUAAGGAAGAGGAAGAAAGUGAAGAAGGCAAGGAAUCUGAUGAGAGCGAAGUUAAGCCGGUUAAGAAAGGUCGCAAAAGAGCUGCUACUGCUGCUGCUUCUACACCUGGACGACCGCGUAGGCAAGCAGCAGUCAAAAAAAGUAAGAAACAGAUAGAAAGCGAAGACGAAGAAGAUGAUGACGAUGAUGAGAGUGCUUUCUCUGCUGAGGAAGAGGAAGAGGAUGAAGACGAUGAAGACAGCAGCAAUAGCAGUGAUAUUAGCGAGGAAUUCGUACCUCAGCCUAAAGGAUCCAAGAAAAAGACGCCGGCUACGACUAAGAAAGGUAAAAAAGCAGCAGCAACCAACAAUAAGCGUCAAAAAGUUACACCCCGUAAAGCUAAGCCUGCUGUCAAAAAAACUGCUAGCCCUAGAAAGAUCAACCUCGAUAAAAUCAAACCAAAUCGCCCUCGUCCUCGAUGGAAUGUUACUGUUGUAAAUAAGGCAGACAAUACUCCCGGUAAGAAGGGGCGAAGUAUUGGUAAAUCUGGAAGAAAGAGUCUUGGAAUGUCAAGAAGUUCUUCUACAUCCAACUCCGGACUGGGAAGUACUCCUCUGCCAUCCCCAGGUUCCGUUGCAAGUCCCUCAGCAGCGGUAGUUCGAAUCGGUUUAUCCAAAAAGCAGUCUGUAAAGCCGCUGCAUCCAAGCGCUAAUAAUAGCAAAUGA
Messenger RNA from Trichoplax adhaerens, 1065 nucleotides. RefSeq lists its product as uncharacterized. The transcript is spliced from 8 exons. Gene Ontology annotation, biological process: interstrand cross-link repair; double-strand break repair via homologous recombination. Lineage: Eukaryota; Metazoa; Placozoa; Uniplacotomia; Trichoplacea; Trichoplacidae. Bases 1 to 1065 code for a protein of 354 amino acids. The record is from RefSeq and is a predicted model, not a curated record. Gene Ontology annotation, molecular function: single-stranded DNA binding; double-stranded DNA binding.